Pestalotiopsis fici W106-1 is the source of this 2061-nucleotide messenger RNA. RefSeq lists its product as uncharacterized. NCBI's taxonomy places the organism in Eukaryota, Fungi, Ascomycota, Sordariomycetes, Amphisphaeriales, Sporocadaceae. The coding region runs from base 1 to 2061 and encodes 686 amino acids. The record is from RefSeq and is a predicted model, not a curated record. Gene Ontology annotation, molecular function: protein binding. The transcript has 2 exons.
AUGGCAAAGGACAAGAAGAAGGGAGCCGCGGCAGAAGCCAAAAAGGCCAAAAAGGCUGAAAAGAAGCAGAAGCAAGAAAAAAAGGGCGAGAAGAAGUCCAAGGCCAAGGCUGCCAAGGAUGAAGGCAGCGAUGUCGAAGAUGUUGAUUUGGAUAACAUUCUCGAAGAGUACAAGAAACAACAAGAACAGUUUCUCAAGGUCACGGAAGUCGUGGCCGAGGUGCCACCCAAGCCUCGAUCCUCUUCCACCUUUAUGGCUUCUCCUUCAAAUGCCAAUCAGCUGCUCCUGUUUGGCGGUGAGAACUACAACGGCGCCAUUGCUACUUUCUAUAAUGAUCUGAGCAUCUACUACACUGAUCGGGACGAGUGGCACACCGUCACCUCCCCUAAUGCCCCUCUGCCUCGAUCCGGCCAUGCUUGGUGCAGAGGAGGCAACCAGAGCAACUCGGUCUUCCUUUUUGGUGGUGAGUUCAGUAGUCCCAAGCAGGGGACUUUCUACCAUUACAAUGACUUUUGGCGGCUCGAACCGCACAGUCGUGAAUGGACUCGCAUAGAAGCCAAGGGCAAGACGCCCCCAGCAAGGUCGGGACACCGCAUGACAUACUACAAGAAUUACAUUAUUCUCUUUGGCGGAUUCCAAGACACCUCAAACCAGACCAAGUACCUGAGUGAUCUCUGGCUUUAUGAUACCCAAAACUUUGUGUGGCACAGUCCGGUGCUACCACCAGCACAGCUGAAGCCCGAUGCCAGAUCCUCUUUCACUUUUCUACCCCAUGAAAAUGGCGCUGUCCUCUACGGUGGCUACUCCAAGGUGAAGGCGACUGUAUCGGCAAACAAGUCGGCCAAGGGAGCAUCGCAAGGUCAGCGAAACGUGCUCAAGCCCAUGGUUCAUCAGGACUGUUUCUUCCUGCGCAUCACACAGCCUCCUGCCGAUGCGCCGGCAAACGCGCCUCCCACAGUCCGGUGGGAGCGCCGCAAGAAGCCAGCCAACAUUCCUACUCCUGCCAGAGUGGGAGCUACAAUGGCCUACCAUAAGGGCCGUGGCAUCUUGUUUGGCGGUGUUCACGACGUGGACCAGAGUGAGGAGGAUAUGGAGAGUGAAUUCUUCAACCAGUUGUUUGCUUGGAAUGUAGAGCGCAACCGCUUCUUCCCGCUUGCCCUCCGCAAGCCCAGGAAUCAGAAGAAGCAGGUGGAGCAGAGGGUUGGCAGAAGGGGCAGAGCCCAGGCAAACGAAGAGGAACUUCUAAAGCAAUUAGCAGCUCUGCAAGCUGGAGUGUCUCUCGAAGACGCUGAUGACAUGGAUAUUGGUCUCAAGAACGAAGAACCAGAAGAGCCCGAAAAUCCGGUGAGGGAGAUGCCGGUCUCUUUGGAAUUCCCACACCCCCGAUUCAACGCGCAGCUAGCAGUACAGGAUGAUAUGCUCUGGAUAUAUGGAGGCACAUUCGAAAAAGAUGACCGUGAGUUCACUUUCGAUGAUUUGUACGCGGUCAAUCUGGACAAGCUGGACGGAUGCAAGGAAGUCUUCAACCGAGAGGUCGAGAACUGGAUCGGCUCCGAUGAUGAAGACGAUGAGGACGAGGACGAAUAUGAAGAUGACGACGAAGAAGACGACGAAGAGGAAGAUGGAGAACCCGUGCCAGUUGAAGAGCAGAUCCGCUCGCCUAGCGCGAGGAAGAAGAAGGUGGAUGAAGCAUCGAAUGCAGAUACUGCCAGUACCGCUGCGACCGAAGAGGAGAGCGAGGCUGAUACAGCGGCUACAUCGGUUGACGAUGGCCUGCCUCACCCGAGACCCUUUGAAUCGCGUCGCGAGUUCUUCACACGAACAUCGAAUGAGUGGCAAGAAAUCUUGAUGACGAGCCUGAGGUGGAAGAACAUCCAGCCUGAAACUCUGACCAUCAAGGAGAUCAAGACCAAGGCAUUUGAAAUGAGUGAAGAGAAAUGGUGGGACUGCAGAGAGGAGAUUACGGCCUUGGAAGACGAACAAGAAGCCGCCGGCAUUGGCGAGGUGGUUUCCCUGGCCGACAAGGCAGAGACGGGUGGUGGUGCUGGAAGGAGACGCUGA